This is a messenger RNA of Anastrepha obliqua, 4035 nucleotides long. It is a transcript of the gene Sik2, whose product is annotated as serine/threonine-protein kinase SIK2. Gene Ontology annotation, molecular function: ATP binding; protein serine/threonine kinase activity; tau-protein kinase activity. NCBI's taxonomy places the organism in Eukaryota, Metazoa, Arthropoda, Insecta, Diptera, Tephritidae. The coding region runs from base 153 to 3914 and encodes 1253 amino acids. The record is from RefSeq and is a predicted model, not a curated record. Gene Ontology annotation, biological process: microtubule cytoskeleton organization; protein phosphorylation; intracellular signal transduction. The transcript is spliced from 15 exons. Gene Ontology annotation, cellular component: cytoplasm.
AUAAGCAUUACCAGCUAUCGUUUUCGCUUUUCAUAAAGUUUCAUAAAGAAUUUUGAUGUAAAAAUUAUACUAUUGUAAAAUAUACAUAAUAUGCGACAAUAAUUGUAAGAAGAAUCAUCAUGUUUAAGCUCUUGCAGCUAAACUGAAGGAUCAUGAGUAACAAUGAACGCAAGGAACCAACAAGUGAACUAUCAGCUCCUUUGGAAGCACCGAAAACGAGUAAUAUAAAACAAACUAAGGAGGCUGAAAAUGGCACAGACAACCAAUAUGAGAAAGGGAUUUCUCGAGAAGUGCCGGCAAAAACAGGGCCCUCGAAUCCGAACUCGUUUGAAAGCACAAGCACGAUACAGACGAAGACGAUUUCUGUGCAUGAGGAUGUUGCUUCAGAUGCAGUGACUUUGAAUGCGUUGUCUUCGAAAGGCGCAUUAAAACCAAAGGAACCAAUAAGAGUUGGUUUCUAUGAUAUCGAGAGAACGAUUGGCAAAGGAAAUUUCGCAGUGGUCAAACUUGCACGGCAUCGAAUAACUAAAAAUGAGGUCGCUAUAAAAAUAAUCGACAAGAGUCAGUUGGAUUCCAUAAACUUACAAAAGGUGUACCGAGAAGUUGAAAUAAUGAAACGUUUGAAUCAUCCACACAUCAUUAAACUUUAUCAGGUGAUGGAAACGAAAAAUAUGAUUUAUAUAGUUUCGGAGUACGCCAGUCAAGGAGAAAUAUUUGAUUACAUAGCAAAAUUUGGAAGAAUGUCAGAAAAUUCUGCAAGAACUAAGUUUUGGCAGAUUUUAUCGGCGGUCGAAUAUUGCCACAAGAAAAAUAUUGUACAUAGAGAUUUAAAGGCUGAAAACCUUCUACUUGAUAUUAAUAUGAACAUAAAAAUAGCGGAUUUCGGGUUUUCUAACCACUUUAAAAUUGGUGAAUUGCUAGCAACAUGGUGUGGUUCACCUCCAUACGCAGCGCCUGAAGUAUUUGAAGGAAAGCAAUAUACGGGACCAGAAAUCGAUAUAUGGUCACUUGGUGUGGUUCUUUAUGUACUUGUUUGUGGAGCGUUGCCGUUCGAUGGGUCUACUUUACAAAGUCUAAGAGAUCGAGUACUUUCAGGACGAUUCAGAAUUCCUUUUUUUAUGUCAUCAGAGUGUGAACAUUUGAUUCGAAGAAUGCUUGUUUUGGAUCCAUCGCGACGAUACACAAUCGAACAAAUUAAAACUCAUCGUUGGGUUUGUGGAGAAGCUCGUGACACUGGUGGCAUGAUCCAAUACAACGUGAAUAUGGAUGGGACUUCGAGUAUUGAACCAAAUGAAGACAUACUAAGGAUCAUGUCUGAAUUUGCUGGCAUUCCACCAGAAAAGACUAAAACAAGUUUGAAAAAGAACAGCUACGAUCAUGUUGCAGCGAUUUAUUUACUACUACAAGAUCGAGUAAACAGCAAGAAAAACCUUCAAGAAUACUCAAAACGCUUAACAGAUAAUACACUGCCAAGGGUUACAUCAAUGAAUCCCGUGGGGUAUCAUGGAUCUUCAAAGUUACUACAUAAAACCAGACCUUCGAUAGACAAACAACGAGUUAAGCAAACUUAUACUACACAAAAGGAAAAGACAAUAUCACCACUGCCAAGUGUAGAUGAGGUUAAGUUUGGUAGUUUCCCAACAAAGUUCUCUCAAAAAAUCUCAACCGAUUGUGAUAAUCCGCAAGUCCAUGAACAUAGUAAGAAUUUUAGUUCAACGACACUUAGAAGUUAUGAUCAUAAAGAAGCGCAAAUAAGUCAAGUAUCAACAAAAGGACGACCGGUGCCCCUUAAAAUGACUCGGUUAAGCAGGCACAAUAUUAGUUCAAGUCAGCAUCCGAUACCAUCAUCAUAUAGCACAGACAAUAAAUUACAUACAGUUAAUGAAAAGUGCCGCCAAGAGAAUGUACCUUCAGUUGAAUAUUCAAAUGGCCCAUUAGCUGUGCCAAGUGUCAUUAGCGAGAGUCCAUCUCAUUCACUCCAUCAAAAUCUCAGAGAGUGCAUUAUUAAACAAAGUACGGAAGAUUGCCGCCUGCUUUUACAACAAGCCACUGCCAUUUCAGAAUCUAAGACGUACGCGAAUAGUGAAACCGAAAUCGAAGCAGAAGUUCAAAGUGAAUUAAAAAACGGUCCAUCAGGUGCUAAGAAAAUUUCAAGUUCAACUAGUUUCGAUUCAUCAUCUAAUGGACAAAAAGCUAAAGCAAAUUUUCAUUUCAAAAUGUCGGCGGAAGCAGCGAAACUUUUCCAAACAUUGCAAGAAAGUCCCCUUCCCAUUGAGAAAUUAGAUGCUAAUGAGCCCGUGUCAAGUAAAUCAAACUCAGCCAUAAAUAGAAGUGUCUCUCCUACAAGUAUGUCUACAGCUCACAACGGUUGCACCUCAAAAUCAUCUCAGACUGAUUCCAAAUGCAGGAAAUUUUGUAACGAAAAAUGUGCAUCCAGACUGAAGUCAACGAAAAUGGCCCCACAGUGCAGCACUAGUACAGACGAGGGUUGUGAGGCAGAUCAAACAAAUGAAAUGAGAGACUGUUCGCAAUCAACCUCUGAUCUAACUCAGCGAAUGCAAUCUUAUGCCAGCAGCAGUUCAUCGAGCGGAGUAAUAGCAAGUUAUUCAAAAAGUUUGAGUCAAAACCUUAGCCGCGGCUCAUCAAACAGCAACUGUUCGGUUUUGGAAGGCAUCGAUUUAAACAUGGCCACAAGCAUCGAUUUGGCAAGCAGUCUACCCUCGUGCGCCAGCAACACCACCUUGGCGACAGCGUCGGAUCGUAUGUCAGAUCGUUCCAUCUACAAUAGCAAUAAUUCAUGCUUUCAUAUGCCCGUUUCAAGUAAUUCCUCGACGUUGUGUGCUAAGUCACCUGUGGUAUGCAUUGAAAAACGGUCACCGAUUCAUUUUAGGGAAGGUCGUCGCGCCAGUGACGGUCUUGUUGCUCAAGGAUUUGUUAAUUCAAUGACAAUUUUAAAUUCUGGCGUUGGUUAUGGUAGCUAUCGCUACGACACUCGAAAGCAGGAUUGUUGGCUGGAAUUGCAGCAGUUGCAAAAAGAAGUUGUGUCACUUAAGUCGAAAUAUCGUAGCAAUAAAGUCCCUGUAGAUGAUGGCAACAGUUAUCAAUUUCAAAGUAGUCAAUUUUACUCAAUACCAAAUAGACUGUCAUUAGAUUUACAACAUCAAUUUGUGCAAACGCCACAUGCACCGAGAACUCCACAUCUAGUACGUCCGAAUCACAGUUUCGAAAGUGUAGAUUUGCCUGGACCAUUUUUAAAUAAUGUGCGCUUCGAUGCAAGCAAUCUAUCGAUGGCUGGCGCUGCACGGAGUGAUAUGACGUUAUUGUGCAACAUGAAUCCAUUGGUCAUACAGCGACAGCCACUACAGCAACAGUUGCUGCAGCAUAGAUUACUGCAACAAAAGCGGCAACUAUUACAAAAGCAAUACGCUUUGGAGUCUCAUAUUUCGCGGCAGCAACAACAUCUAAUGCGUGAACAAGCUUACAAAGUAGGCCCUUCACAACAAGUUGUAGGCCAAGGUUUGAUAGCAACCAACUUCGAGUCGGCGGAAUCAUGCCCACCUAGCAAUAUUUUUUUAAACGGCUUGAAUGUCUUCGACCGAGGUACAGGAAAGUUGCAACAAUCAUCAAUAAUUCCACUGCCCUAUGGCCCAACCAUCAAUAACUACAUGAAGACGUCAUAUAUAAAACAGCAAUCCCAAGACCUAUCUAUGGUAACAAUGCCUACGAAAUAUAUACCGCCGUUAAGUAGACACGCGUCAGAGACAUGGAGCUCACUACCAACAACAGUGCAUAGUAGUCAAUUGAAAAAAGCAGGCAAAUUAAUUGAAAACGGCGGACGUUUAGCGCCACAGUUUCAUGCAAAUGUAGACAAACGUUUACACAUCGAACUGGCAAACCGUCAUAAGGCCCCUUAGUGAAAGCCCUAUUCUUGAAUUAGCCGAACAUUUGGAGUCUGUAUAAUCAUUGCAUAAUUAAACAAUUUACAUAGUUAAUUCGUAUCGAAAACAAGAACAAUAAAUUAAUAUCAAUUACUUA